ACAAUGGACGAUAUCAUUGAGAGCAUUCUAUUCAUUGCCAGGAACGUCAAUGUCUUCAAGAUUCCUCCGCGGGCGUCCAAUGAGGGUUAUCGCGCCGCCGACUGGGUCGUCGAGAAGCCGCUGUGGAACGGCAGACUCAAGGUCAUAGAGCGCGGCGAACAGUGCAUCAUCAUAUUAGAGGACCCAAACACUGGCGAGCUCUUCGCGCAAGCGCCAUACGACAAGACAGGCGCCGCUGUUGAAGCGGUGCUUGAUUCAAGCCGAUAUUUCGUCUUUCGUGUGGAAGGCGAGGGUGGAAGGAAGGCUUACAUUGGGGUUGGAUUUGAGGAACGCACUGAGAGCUUUGACUUCAAUGUGGCCUUGCAGGAUUAUGUCAAGCGCGCGAAGGCAGCGACGGACCCGACAUCCACUAUUGUCGCAGCCGUGCAUGAGCCGCCUCCCGACUUUUCGCUGAAAGAGGGUCAGACGAUGACGAUCAAGAUCCCUGGGAAAGAUGGCAGGAAGACCGCCGGCACUUCUGCUUCGACUAGCGGGGGCAUCGGAGGUGGGUUCGGCCUGCUGCCACCCCCGCCGGCGAGUGGAGGAAUCCGCAGGCAAAAGUAACGCAGCGAUCACACUGUAUUAUAUCUCUCGCACGAUGAUGAAUACCCC
Molecule: messenger RNA, 651 nt
Organism: Dacryopinax primogenitus
Lineage: Eukaryota; Fungi; Basidiomycota; Dacrymycetes; Dacrymycetales; Dacrymycetaceae
Product: adaptin ear-binding coat-associated protein 1 NECAP-1
Exons: 3
Coding region: 4-603 (199 amino acids)
Biological process (GO): endocytosis
Cellular component (GO): membrane; clathrin vesicle coat
Source: RefSeq, a predicted model, not a curated record